AUGAGUAUUCCAAGUGAGGAAGAGAGCGUUCACACUUUGGAGGAUGGGGAGGUCCAUUACGUGAAACAUGGGGCCAAUAUUAUAUCGUAUGAUACUUCUUCCACCAUAGAAAAAACAAAGGGGAAGACAGGUGUUGUAGUCGAAUCUGUGCAAUCAUUCGUUGAGGAUGAGGAAGAAGAAGAUGAUGGCUUGGAUUGGGAAGGCGAUCCAACAGAUAUGAAAAACUCGCCAUACGCACAGGUUAGGGCAGUUGUUCCAGUCGGCGAUGACCCAACAAUUGAAAUCAAUCACUGGAGAACAUGGUUUCUGACUACUGUUUUCGUUAUACUCUUUGCUGGAGUCAACCAGUUUUUCUCCCUGAGGUACCCAUCGUUAACAAUCAAUUUUUUAGUAGCUCAAGUUUGUUGCUAUCCUAUAGGAAAGCUACUCUCGUGGUUACCAGACUGGAAAUGUAAGCGCUGCCAUUUCUUCGAUUUGAACCCUGGUCCUUUCACCAAGAAAGAGCAUGCCAUUGUUACAAUCUCUGUCGCCCUGACAUCGAGCACAGCAUACGCUAUGUACGUUUUGAACGCACAGACUGCUUUCUAUAAGAAGAAGCAAAGCGUCGGCUACCAGUUUCUGCUCGUCUGGACUUCUCAAAUGUUGGGAUACGGUGCAGCAGGGUUAACAAGGAGAUGGAUUGUGUACCCAGCUGCCUGCGUCUGGCCACAAACAUUGAUUGCUGUUUCCCUUUUCGAUUCUUUGCACAAUACUGCUAUCGACAAGACUAUUGUCAACGGUUGGAGAAUUACGAGAUACAGGUUUUUCUUUUUUGUUCUCCUUGGUAGUUUUGUUUGGUAUUGGGUCCCUGGUUACCUGUUCACAGGGUUGUCAAAUUUCAAUGUCAUCCUAUGGGGUCCCAAAACUAGGAAUAACUUUAUUGUCAACACGAUUUUCGGUGUUAAGUCCGGGAUGGGGCUCAUGCCAGUGACUUUUGACUAUACCCAGAUCUCUCAAGCGCUAACAGGUUCAGUCUUUGCAACUCCAUUCUACGUCGUUGCCAACACUUACGCUUCCGUUUUCAUCUUUUUCAUGAUUGUUUUGCCCUUCCUUUAUUUCUAUAACGUCUGGUACGCCAAGUAUAUGCCGGUCAUUUCUGGUACCACGUAUGACAACACGGGUAAAUCGUUCAAUGUUACGAAAGUGAUCAAUCCAGACUUCACAAUUAAUUUGGAGAAAUAUAAGAAAUAUUCGCCCAUCAUGGUUCCAUUUUCGUAUUUGUUGGCGUAUGCCCUAAAUUUUGCAGCUGUUGUGGCUGUAUUUGUGCACUGUGGUCUGUAUCACGGCAAAGAUAUCAUGAAGGGGUUUACCAAUCGUUUCCACGGUGGUCGAGACAUCCAUACGAGGACAUACUUGAAGAACUACAAUGAUUGUCCUGACUGGUGGUACGGUAUUGUUCAGGUUGUGGUUGCCGGUUUAGGGUUUGCGACGGUCUGUGGUUUUGACUCAGGACUCCCAGUCUGGGCCUUUAUCAUUGCCAUUAUGUUGUCUUUGGUCAACUUUAUCCCUCAAGGUAUUUUAGAGGCAAUGACGAACCAACACGUCGGUUUGAACAUCAUAACCGAAUUGAUCUGCGGGUACAUGUUACCCCUGAGACCCAUGUCCAACUUGCUGUUCAAACUGUACGGGUUUAUUGUGAUGAGGCAAGGUCUUGAGUUGUCUAGAGAUCUGAAACUGGGUGUGUACAUGAAGGUUCCACCUAGGUUACUAUUUUUCAUUCAAAUGUACGCCACCAUUAUAUCUGGUAUGGUCACCGUCGGUAUCCAGGAAUGGAUGUACGUGCACAUCGACGACGUCUGCUCGACGACCCAAAAGGAUGGAUUUAUCUGUGCCAACGGUCGUACCAUGUUCAAUGCAUCCAUUAUUUGGUCUCUCCCCAAAUAUCUGUUCUCCCCACACAGACUGUACAGUCCCCUAAUGUGGUUUUUCCUAAUCGGUCUGCUUGUGCCUCUGGGAGUGUACGCAGCGCAGCGUGUGUUCAAGAAGAAUCAAUUCUUGAAGCAUAUCAACACUCCUGUGUUCUUCACUGGGCCUGGUAACAUCCCACCAAGCACACCAUACAACUACACAUUGUACUUCGCGAUGGGGUACAUGUUAUUCACAAUCCGGAAGCGGUUCCCACGGUGGUUCAACAAGUACAAUUUCGUGAUGGGGGCCGCUGUGGAGACUGGGGUGGCGAUUGCCGUGGUUAUCAUCUUCCUGUGUGUGCAGUACCCUGCGGGGAACAUAAAAUGGUGGGGGAACACCGUGUGGAAGAACACAUACGAUGGGAAGUACAAGACGUACUAUACUUUGAAGAAGAAUGAGACCUUUGGCCCUCAGAAGUGGUGGUGA
Molecule: messenger RNA, 2373 nt
Organism: Huiozyma naganishii CBS 8797
Lineage: Eukaryota; Fungi; Ascomycota; Saccharomycetes; Saccharomycetales; Saccharomycetaceae
Gene: OPT1
Product: oligopeptide transporter OPT1
Exons: 1
Coding region: 1-2373 (790 amino acids)
Biological process (GO): transmembrane transport
Molecular function (GO): oligopeptide transmembrane transporter activity
Source: RefSeq, a predicted model, not a curated record